AUGCAUGAGGUGAUAUCAUUUGUUUCCAAAGAUCGAUAUUCGAAGGAUAAUGUCUACACAUUAGAUGCUGAUUUGUUUUGUUGGAACUUAUUAUGUCCAGUCUCAACAAAGAUAAUCACAGAAAUUUCCUCCGUGCAAGCUGUUAUACUGAGCUCCCAGCUGAAAGAGAUGUUGAGGCAUAUUGAUUCCCAUGAAAUAUCUCAGGGAAUAUAUAAACCAAUCAAACUCAUUUAUCAUCAAGGGGAGCCAUUCUAUGUUAUCAAACAGCCAGCAAAAAUCACUGCAGUAUUCCCAAUGCGCUUCAAAGAAAAUACAGAUGUGAUUAUUGCAACAGCCUUCUUUCAGGAACUUGUAGUUGUUGGAAGUACUGGAGCGUGUGCUAAGGCGCCUCAUUGUAUCUGGUCACCGAUUCCACCUCCAGAGUUAAGAGGAGAACAUAUGGAAGACCUGAGCACCAAUGGAGGAUUUGUUUCUUUUGAUAUUACGUCCCGUCACCUGGAAGGAAAAAAAUUAGACAAGACUGUGUGGAACCUACUGAACUUCUAUACAUUCGUGAAAUAUCACGUGAAGAGCACUAGAGGUUUUAUACACAGAAGGAUGAGAAAGCGUCUUGGAAACUUGGUCGAGAUGUUGCAAAAUGCAGGAAUUGAAGAAGAACAAAUUAAAAAUAAAGUCCAAGGAUUCAAAUAUGUGAGGAAGUUGGCAAGAUUCUCAAAACCCAAAAUCCUCAAGAGGGGAUUUAAUUUCAGCAAAAAGCUCAAGAGAAUUCGUUCCAGAUUAAAAAUCCAUGGGUUCAGUCGUUUCCGCAGACGAUGGUUAACAAUGCCAAAAUUUUCUUCAGUUACGAGGCAUACAUAA
This is a messenger RNA of Fraxinus pennsylvanica, 858 nucleotides long. The record is from the annotation of a GenBank genome assembly. Lineage: Eukaryota; Viridiplantae; Streptophyta; Magnoliopsida; Lamiales; Oleaceae.